Molecule: messenger RNA, 1273 nt
Organism: Aureobasidium subglaciale EXF-2481
Lineage: Eukaryota; Fungi; Ascomycota; Dothideomycetes; Dothideales; Saccotheciaceae
Exons: 2
Coding region: 44-1237 (397 amino acids)
Biological process (GO): tRNA methylation; tRNA wobble uridine modification
Cellular component (GO): cytoplasm; mitochondrion
Molecular function (GO): protein binding; GTP binding
Source: RefSeq, a predicted model, not a curated record
CACUACACAAUUAUUUAAUGCAAUAAUUAAAUGCUUGCGACGAAUGAGGCUUGCCAGGAGCUCAUUGUCUAUUGCUACCAGCCGUCCAUCAUGUUUGCUACAGGCGGCUAAAAUACUGCACUUGGCCCGUCCAUCAGCCACAGCACUCACUUGCAACACUCACCGACUUGCUGCAUCACCAUUCUUCAAAGGCCCUAUCGUCCUCGCAAGACCUCAGAGUAGUGCGCCACCAUUUUCGACUAGAUUCUAUGGCGACCCUACAAUAUAUGCCUUGUCCACCGCUCCCGGACGAGCUGCCAUUGCCAUCAUUCGUAUCUCCGGGCCGGCAUGUAAUGAUAUUUACCGCAGUCUCUGCCCUGGACAGAAGCCAUUAAAGCCUCGCUAUGCCGCUGUACGAACGCUCUACCGUCCUGGUGCUAAACCUUUGCCGGAUAGUCUUCUGGAUUCCAGCGCUCUGCUACUCUACUUUCCCUCUCCUAACACUGUGACUGGCGAGGACCUUCUUGAGCUUCAUGUCCAUGGAGGUACGGCUGUCGUUAGGGCUGUCUUGUCUGCCAUCUCUCAAUGUUCGCCCGUUCCUGGUGCUGUCCGAUAUGCUGAGGCCGGUGAAUUUACUCGAAGAGCUUUUAUGAACAAUCGUCUGGAUCUUACUCAAGUCGAGGCAUUAGGAGACACACUCUCUGCAAACACUGAACAGCAACGCCGUCUGUCAGUUCGCGGAACGACAAACAACUUGUCGCUUCGCUAUGAAUCCUGGCGUCAAAUGCUUCUCGCAGCACGAGGCGAGCUAGAAGCUUUGAUAGACUUUUCCGAGGACCAACACUUUGACGAGUCGCCAGCUGAGCUAGCUUCUUCUGUCGCGGAUCAAGUCCGAGAUUUGGUGCUUCUGAUUGAUGCACAUCGUCGGAAUGCAAUGCGCGGAGAAUUGCUCCGAAAUGGUAUCGCCAUCAGUCUCCUUGGUGCGCCCAAUGCUGGCAAAAGCAGCCUUCUCAACCGCAUCGUAGGUCGCGAAGCUGCCAUUGUCAGUCAAGAAGCAGGUACUACACGUGAUGUUGUUGAAGUUGGCAUUGAUCUUGGCGGCUAUCUGUGCCGGCUAGGUGACACUGCCGGUUUACGAAGUGCUGUUCUUGCGACUGCUCAAGCCCGAAAAGAGCACAUGCAAGAGAAAAUCAGCAUGAUCGAAGAGGAAGACUCGAGAACAUCUUCGCCAUUUCUUGCAAAUAUGCAGAGUCCGUGACAGUGUCUGAUGCCGGACACAUCUCUACGUUCCUUU